This is a messenger RNA of Chara braunii, 3811 nucleotides long. The record is from the annotation of a GenBank genome assembly. NCBI's taxonomy places the organism in Eukaryota, Viridiplantae, Streptophyta, Charophyceae, Charales, Characeae.
CGGUACGUCGGUGUGUUUGCCUGUUGGCUGACCAUUGAUUGACACCAUCGCCGGAGACCAGAGCUGUAUUGCUGACCAUUGAUUGACACCAUCGCCGGAGACCAGAGCUGUAUUGCUGACCAUUGGUUGACGCCAUCGCCGGAGACCAGAGCUGUAUUGCUGACCAUUGAUUGACACCAUCGCCGGAGACCAGAGGUGUAUUGCCGUCAAGCGAUGGGGGGGGAAGACACGGGGGAGGAGCAUGAUAACCCCUUUCCCCCGCUAGGGCGCGCGGCCUCUCCCCCUCCGCCCUCCCCCUCUACGCCAAAUAGGUCGGAAGGGGGAAAGAAGCAAGCAUGGGGUCAGGAAGAUAGCGGCGCCGGCGGCUGCAUCUCCAUGGAGGGGAAAGGAAAAGUAGGCCAGACUUUGGCAGAUAUCGUGAGGAAGGACACUCCCCCAGAGAGUAGAGGAGAUUUCACUGCCUCCAGGGCUAAGAGCCGCCACCAAGAGCUGCUAGCGGAAGACUUGCCGGCGGCGGCGGCGGGAAAAGCGGCAGCAGAUGCUACUGCUAUUUAUGCACGCGAUGGCGGCGGCUUGCGGCAAGAAGGAGCAGCAACUGCAGCAGCAGCAGGAGGAGGAGGAGGUGGAGGAGGUGGAGCGGAGGUUGCAUCGACACGUGGCUGGUCGACGAGGGCUCCGAUCCAAUCAUUGGCCGAUCAAAAGGCGCCAAUCAAGACGCUGGUAGUGGACACGAACGCCAUUGUGAAAGGUGUGAGGUUAGACCGGCUGGGGGCGGAGGACGUCGUCACGAUUAGAGAGGUACUUGAAGAGAUUAGGGACCGUGAGGCUCGGCGAAUGAUUGCCACUCUGCCGUUCGAUCUGCAGUGCCGAGAGCCGUCGGAUGAAUCUCUGCGUGAAGUGAUGCGGUUUGCACGUCUGACAGGAGAUCUGCACUCGUUGUCAGCCACUGACGUUAAGCUGAUAGCACUUGCUCAUACACUGGAAGUGGAGAGUCAUGGCGCCGAACACCUGCACAAGACGCCACCUACCGUCCAGGUGCAGACCUCUCGAGCUCGUAUUCCGGACCCUCCGGGAUGGGGCAAGAACGUGCCUAAUCUCAAAGACUGGGAGGCGAUAGAUGAUGCAGCGGAUGCUGCCCCAUCUGCUGCUUCCGAGGCCAAACCAUCUUCUUCUUCGCGCAUAUUGCCAACUAGGUCGUUAUUUGCUGCUGCAGAAGACGAUCCAGUCAACGAGAGAAGCCAGCCAUCGCCAUCGCCAUCGCCAUCGCCAUGGGCAUCGUCGUCAGAUUGUGCAAGGAUCGGCGAUGGUGAUGGUGGUGGUAUCAGUCAGGGGACUGCUGUGACAGGGGGUGGAUCUCCGUUCAAUGUGAGUGCAGCAGCCGUUGGCAGCUGUAAGGAAGAUUCUCCUGCUGCUCCUGCUUCUACUGAUGCUGAUAGCCGACAGCGGAAUCGGGAUCCCGAUGUUGUUGAACAGAUAGGAGCUGCGGAUGGCAGCAGCAGAAAUGAGGGGAUGAGAGGGGUGGCAGCCGAGGUGGGGUCUCCAUCCUCCUCGUCGUUGGGGGGAGAGGGGGCAGUGCGGACCGGGGUGGGGGGGGCGACGAAGGGGGGGGGGGGGGAUUCGUCUGUGCGGAGAGAUGGCGGGGUGGUGGAUAAUGAGAGUGAGAGUAAAUUGGUUGAUGGACAUCCUGAUGUCGAGGUAGAUAACCCCGCGCAAGUCGGACCGCAUAACCUGAACGGAUUGAUCAUACGAGAUGAAGAUGGGGAGUGGGAACGUGCGGUCGGAAGGAGUACACGUAGAAAGUAUGCCAAGCGCGCAGCGCGCGCUGCGGCGGAGUCCCGCGCUGCCGACGAGUCUCGCUCUGCUGACCUCAGCACUCCUGCUGUGAUGAUGGGCAGUAAUCGGCCUGGCAGUGGGAUGGGGGGAAUGGGGGAGGGGAUUACGGAGGAGGCGUCUUCUGCGCAAGUGGGCGGUAGUUGCGGGAAUGGAGGAGGAGAGGAAGGCAAACUACGAGGAGGAGGAGGAGGAGGAGCACCAGCGCUUCUUGUAGGGGGGAAACAAUCCUUGUCUCUGGACAGCUGCUUACAGAAGACGAAUGCUGAAUGCAUCGGGCACGAGAGGGAGGAGGUGGAGGGUGAGAGCGCAACUCCGGAUGAUGUCGAAGCUGCAUUGACGACUGCUGCAGCUGCAGAUUCGUUUGCUAGGGUUUCUGCUGAAGUCGGUAGUGAUGCUGACGACGACCAUGAGAAGUGUUAUGGCGAUGGAGAUGGCUAUGGUGAUGAGGAGGGGGAGGAAGAAGAGGGAGUGGUGAGCGGCGGGGAUGGCAGCCAAGAGGGGGCGAGUGUUUCUGGCCACGAUGAUGAACUGUUUUGGGGGAGUGUUCAUAGCGAAGCGGGGGGCGAUGAUGGGCACUCUUCUUAUGCACAACCGCUGCUGUCAUCCUUUCAGUCCUCUGUAGCUUGUAUAACUUUGGAUUUCUCCAUGCAGAAUGUCAUCUUGCAGAUGGGACUCAGACUGAUUACAGUCGAUGGGGUCAGGAUCAAGCAGGUGCAUCGAUGGGCUCUGAAGUGCCAUGCAUGUGGACUGGUUACGUACGAGGUCACUCGACUUUUCUGUGCCAAGUGUGGGAAUGGUGGGACCCUUAACAAGGUGUCUGUCACCGUCGGUCCCGAUGGGACCACACACGUGGCUGUCAGACGGCGGAUCAGUGUGCGGGGGACUAGGUAUUCUUUGCCGUUACCAAAAGGCGGGCGUGAAGGUUCAGUGAAGAAUCCUAUUUUGAGAGAAGACCAGCUGCCGGAGAGAUGCAGGUCGGCAGCCUCAAGGAGGAGUAAAAGUGGGGUUCCCGACGUAUUUGCGCCGGAAUAUGGACCCGAUACGUGGUUUCUAGGCGUGCAUGGAAAGAAGAAAAAGCAGCCGCCCUCCGCCGUCCAUCUCAAGAGUGUCGCCUCCAUGCUCACCGGAAGACGCAACCCGAACGAGCGUCGUGUGGCGCGCAAACACUGAUGAAUCUGUGAUGAUUGAUUGGGGAUUGGGCAACGAUGAUUGGUUGGUCAUCCCUCUUCAAAUGUCGGGAUUAAUUAGCACGUCUGGGCUUUUUCGUCUCGUCAUAUACAGUAUCAUCGAACGAACAGGAGCAUGCCACGUGGUACGUCAGGUUUGUAACGUGAUCUUGUGUCGGGACUCAAAUAUUUUGAGUGCGACGCAACUGGUGACUACUGAUCCGGACAUCGUGGGAUGUCGGGAUCAUUAGUGCGACCGGGUCUGCUGCUGUCAUCGUAUAUCGUUGAACGAACAGGAAUGUGCCACGUGGCACGUCAGUGUUUCCACGUCGUGAAUGUGCCACGUGGCACUCGAAAUGUGCCGCAUGGCACGUCAGAUCUGCCUCGUCAGGUUUUCCACGUCAGGAACGUGUCACGUCGCACUCGGAAAAAUGCGCCACGUGGCACGUCUGACGUCAGUUUUUCGACGUUAAGAAUGGGCCACGUGGCACUUCAAGAAUGUUCCACGUGGCACGUCAGGUCUGCCGCGUCAUCCUGUGUCGGGACUCCAAACAAAUUUUGAGUGUCAACUGGGAAUCCAAAUUUUGAGUGCCACGUGGAAGUUGACGAAAGGAUGAAGCCGCGGUGGAUUGAGUGGGCGGCGGCGGGCGUUAGCUCUCAGCACUUCUCUUGAUCGUUUUCUCAGUUUUUUUUUUUUUUUUUUUUGAGAGGUGAACGAAUGUGGUGCAAGAUCGCCGUCAAAUCCAUCCAUUCGUAUGUUGCCCGGGAAUAGCGUUUCGUAGGGUUUUAGAAAAUGAAUUGUGGAAUUGAUG